Messenger RNA from Brassica oleracea var. oleracea, 948 nucleotides. RefSeq lists its product as uncharacterized. The coding region runs from base 1 to 948 and encodes 315 amino acids. Lineage: Eukaryota; Viridiplantae; Streptophyta; Magnoliopsida; Brassicales; Brassicaceae. Gene Ontology annotation, molecular function: RNA-DNA hybrid ribonuclease activity; nucleic acid binding. The transcript is spliced from 3 exons. The record is from RefSeq and is a predicted model, not a curated record.
AUGGAAUCAGGAGCUGCUGUCAAGCAUAUUUCCGGAGCAGGAAAUGCGGAGAAUCAUGAGGAUCAAGACUUGUGGAAAGGGCAGCAAGGACGUUUACAUAUGGGACGUAACAAGACGGGUUCCUACACGGUCAAGUCCGGGUAUUGGGUUCAGACAAAUGUGUUAAACAAGCUGACCUCAGUAGAGGAGGACCAACCGAGCCUGGACCGCCUUUAUCAACUAGCAUGGGGCACUGACAUGAGCCCGAAGAUCCAUCAUUUCCUUUGGAGAUGCAUAAGCAACUCUCUGCCUGUGGCAGGGAACAUGGCGCGCAAGCAUAUAUCAAAAGAAGCUGGGUGUCUCAGAUGUGGAAAUGAAGAUGAAAUAGUAAAUCAUGUGCUCUUCCAGUGCCCUUUUUCUCGACUACUGUGGGCUAUCUCUCCAAUUCCAGCUCCUUCUAAAGGGAAGGAGUAUGAGGCGAGAAGUGUCCUAACAAAGGCAAGUGAGGAUGCUGAGGAAUGGCAGGGAAGGAAAACGGUAGAAAGAAGUGAGGCUGAAAGAACUGAGGUUAAGCGGCCCAUAAACAUUAACCAAGAUAAGCGUAGGGUUCCUCCUCCUAAGAGUUGGCUGAAGUGUAAUAGCGACAGCGCGUGGCAUAAAGACAGAGAAAUCAGCGGCUUAGGUUGGAUAUGCAGGGAUGAGAAUGGUAAUGUUUUGUGGGCAGGGGCAAGAGAUGUGACGAGAGCGGCAUCAGCCAUUCUUGCAGAAGCAGAAGCACUUAAAUGGGGCAUUCAGAGUUUUGAAGUGAGGUACUAUCCUAGAGGUAGGAAUAAGGCAGCUGACAGAAUAGCAAAUGAGUCUUUCACUUUUAUGUCUAGCGUUCCUAAGUUAUAUUCUUUAGUGCCAAUGUGGCUAAGGUACCAGAUUGAAGAAAAUAAAACUGUGUACCAGAACUUUGUUGGUGAAUGA